Nanorana parkeri is the source of this 2793-nucleotide messenger RNA. Its product is annotated as zinc finger protein 271-like. The record is from RefSeq and is a predicted model, not a curated record. Gene Ontology annotation, cellular component: nucleus. Gene Ontology annotation, biological process: central nervous system development; regulation of transcription by RNA polymerase II. The transcript has 2 exons. Lineage: Eukaryota; Metazoa; Chordata; Amphibia; Anura; Dicroglossidae. The coding region runs from base 1 to 2793 and encodes 930 amino acids. Gene Ontology annotation, molecular function: DNA-binding transcription factor activity, RNA polymerase II-specific; RNA polymerase II cis-regulatory region sequence-specific DNA binding.
AUGGCCGCAUGGGAAGAACUGGGUCCAAGCUCUAACAUUUCCACGCCGUCGGAUCACACCGAUCACUCAUUUGCGCCAAUUAAAAAUGAGCCGGGGCCACUCGAUGAAGACCAUCUCACAAACUCCGACACCCCCACGCCCGUAGAACAUACACAAUAUGCAGCCGCUUAUAUCAAGCAGGAAACGGUCCCUGGUGACCAAGGCCACGUGGCCUACACCGAAAUGCGCUCUUCCAACAAUCACGAGGAAAGUGCUUCGACCUCCAUCAAGGAGGAGUACGCCUCGAGCGAAGAAGACGAUCCGGCUUUUUACGAGCCCACCCACAACAGGCCAGCUUCUUAUUCGGACACCUCCAACACCCACAUUGCCAAUCACAACGCCGAAUGCCUUGGCACUUGCCCGGAUUUUGAAGAUUCUUUGGCGCGUGUGGAAAGAAAGACGACUUGCACGCCUUCGAUGGUGGCAAUAAGCCAAAUCUCCGAUUUGGAUAGUGGGAUCUGUUUUUCCGAUAGCCCUUCCCAGGAAGGUCAUGCACGCUCGAAACCGUUUGCCUGCUCGAAAUGCGGCAAAUGUUUCGGCACCCAGCCGAGUCUUUUUCAGCACGAAAGGAUUCACGUUGGUCUGGGGAAAAAAGGUGGAAGUUGUACAGAGGCUGGUUUAGGAUUUGCAAGCACCGAUCCUGCUGGUGAUCAGUGCAGUGGCAAGAGCCCUUUAUGGACCGGAGGAGGCCAUGAAUUGGGAACGAGCACCAAAAAUGGAAGUUCUCCAAGACCCAACAGUCAGACAAACUCAUGUGAUAUCUUAGAUCAGGACAGUCCAGUUCUGGAUGGAGGUGGCAAAACACCAAGGACUAGCCCCAACAAUACAACUUCUGAGAGUGACGAUCAUCAGACCGAGUCUUUUAGCACCUCGGACCUUGCUGACCCUUGGAAGUCCAAGAAGGCCUCUUGCGUUGAAUGUGGGGAGGUUUUUCCCUUUAAAUCUCAGUUGGUUUUACAUCAGAGAAACCACCUUGGUAAGUGUCAGUUCUCGUGCUCCUUAUGCGGGAAAUGGUUCACGAGCAACUCCCAUCUUAUCGUCCACCAGCGAGUCCACACGGGAGAGAAGCCGUUCGGCUGCUCCGAUUGCCCAAAAAGUUUCGCCACCAAGUCCACGCUGGUCAUACACCAACGGGUCCACACGCGGGAGAAGCCAUAUUCGUGUACUGAGUGUCGGAAGUGUUUCCCCUGUAACUCCCAACUCGUGAUCCAUCAAAGGACUCAUACGGGGGAGAAGCCCUAUUCUUGUUUGGAGUGCGGGAAAGGCUUCAUCAGUAACUCUGACCUUCUUCGGCACAGGAGGGUCCACACGGGGGAACGACCCUUUAAGUGUACAGAGUGUGCUAAGUGCUUCUCCCAGAAGUCCCACCUUCCCAAGCACGCCAUCGUUCACACUGGCGAGAAGCCGUUCCCCUGCACCGAGUGUGGCAGAUGUUUUGUCAGCAAGGCCUACCUCGCCAUCCACACCCGAAUCCACACGGGCGAGAAGCCGUAUUCCUGUUCCGAGUGCAAGAAGCGUUUUAUUAGCAUCUCGGCGCUCAUCGUCCACCGCAAGAUUCACACGGGGGAGAAGCCCCACAUCUGUUCAGAGUGUGGGAAGGGCUUCAUUCGGAAGUCCGACCUGGUCCAGCACUUAAGGGUCCACACUGGAGAGAAGCCCUUUUCCUGCGACGAGUGUGGCAAACGAUUCUUCAGCAAGCCUCAUCUCGUCGUCCACCAAAGAGUCCACACGGGAGAGAGGCCAUUUUCCUGCGUUGACUGUGGCAAGUGCUUCAGUAGCAAGACGCACUUGGUGGUUCAUCGCCGGAUUCACACUGGUGACAGGCCCUACCCAUGCCCAGAGUGCGGCAAGUGUUUUAUCCGGAAGGCUGUCUUGGUCCUGCACCAGAGAAGCCAUGCUGGGGAGAAGCCAUACCCCUGCGCCGAAUGUGGUCGCUGUUUUGCCUACAAGACUUACCUGAGCAGCCACCGCAAGAUCCACCUGGGCAUGAAGCCCUUCCCUUGCCCCGACUGCGGCAAAUGCUUCAUCAGCAACUCCGAAGUGGUGAAGCACCGCAGGACUCACACGGGGGAACGGCCCCAUUUUUGCUCAGAGUGCGGCAAAUGUUUCACUAAGAAGUCCCACCUCAACCGCCACCAGAAGAUCCACUCUGGUGACAAGCCUCACUCCUGCAAUUGGUGCAGCAAGAGCUUCAUUGACCACUCCGACCUGGUCAAGCACCAGCUGACCCACACAAGGGACAAGACCUGUUCCUGCCCAGAAUGUGGCAAGAGCUUCCUAAACAACGCCCACCUUGUCCUGCACAGCCGAGUUCACCACGGUGGCGGGCAGUACCCAUGUCCCGAGUGUGGGAAGUGCUUUCCUAAUCCCGCCCUCCUUCUGAACCACCAGAGGUCCCACACGGAUGAGAAACCGUUCAGCUGCAGUGAGUGCGGGAAGAGCUUUGCCCGGAAUAUGGAUCUAGUGAAACACGUAAGGAGUCACACGGGCGAGAAGCCUUAUUCUUGCUCAGAGUGUGGCCGCAGCUUUGCUGAGAAAUCUUACCUCCACAUACACCAGAGAACUCAUACUGGCGAACGGCCUUACCCCUGCCCGUUGUGUGGCAAAUGUUUCAUCAGCAACUCCGACCUAGCAAAGCACGUGCGGAUUCAUACAGGCGAGCGGCCCCAUGCCUGCACGCAGUGUGGAAAACGCUUUAUAAAGAAGUCGCACCUCACCCGACACCAGAAGGUCCAUGCCGAUGAUACAGACUGA